This is a messenger RNA of Talpa occidentalis (Iberian mole), 3272 nucleotides long. RefSeq names its product UDP-N-acetylglucosamine pyrophosphorylase 1 like 1 (gene UAP1L1). Gene Ontology annotation, molecular function: UDP-N-acetylglucosamine diphosphorylase activity. The transcript has 9 exons. NCBI's taxonomy places the organism in Eukaryota, Metazoa, Chordata, Mammalia, Eulipotyphla, Talpidae. Bases 16 to 1530 code for a protein of 504 amino acids. The record is from RefSeq and is a predicted model, not a curated record. Gene Ontology annotation, biological process: UDP-N-acetylglucosamine biosynthetic process.
GACGGCGGCGGCGACAUGGCCUCGGAGCGGGACGUGCGCGCCCGGCUGCGGCGCGCGGGCCAGGAGCACCUCCUGCGCUUCUGCGCCGAGCUGGCGCCGGGGCCGCGCGCCGCGCUGCUGGCCGAGCUGGGGCCGCUGGAGCCCGACGCGCUGCGCGAGCACUGCCGGCGCGCGGCCGAGGCCUGCGCGCGCCCCCCGGGGCCGCCGCCCGACCUGGCCGCGCGCCUGCGGCCCCUGCCCCCCGAGCGCGUGGGCAGCGCGAGCCGCGGCGACCCCGAGACGCGCCGGCUCUGGGAGGAGGAAGGUUUCCGCCAGAUCGCCCUGAACAAGGUGGCCGUGCUGCUGCUGGCUGGCGGGCAGGGCACGCGCCUGGGCGUGCCGUACCCGAAGGGCAUGUACCAGGUGGGGCUGCCCAGCCAGAAGACCCUGUAUCAGCUGCAGGCGGAGCGCAUUCGGCGGGUGGAGCAGCUGGCCGGCCAGCGCCACGGCACGCGCUGCACCAUCCCCUGGUACAUCAUGACCAGCGAGUUCACCCUGGGGCCCACGGCCCAGUUCUUCAAGGAGCACGACUUCUUCCAGCUGGACCCGGGCAACGUGGUCAUGUUUGAGCAGCGCAUGCUGCCCGCCGUGACCUUCGAUGGCAAGGCCAUCCUGGAGCGGAAAGACAAGGUGGCCAUGGCCCCAGACGGCAACGGGGGCCUGUACUGCGCGCUGGCGGACCACCAGAUCCUGGAGGACAUGGAGCGCCGCGGCGUGGACUUCGUGCACGUGUACUGCGUGGACAACAUCCUCGUGAGGCUGGCCGACCCCGUCUUCAUCGGCUUCUGCGUGCUGCGGGGGGCGGACUGCGGCGCCAAGGUGGUGGAGAAGGCGCGGCCCGAGGAGCCGGUGGGCGUGCUGUGCCAGGUGGACGGCGCGCCGCAGGUGGUGGAGUACAGCGAGCUCAGCCCCGAGGCGGCGCGGCGCCGGGCCCCCGACGGCGGCCUGCUGUUCCGCGCGGGCAACAUCUGCAACCACUUCUUCACGCGGGGCUUCCUGCGGCGGGUCACCCGGGAGCUGGAGCCCUCGCUGAGGCCGCACGUGGCCGUGAAGAAGGUCCCGCACGUGGACGAGGAGGGACACCCGGUAAAGCCGCUCACGCCCAACGGGAUAAAGAUGGAGAAGUUUGUGUUUGAUGUGUUCCAGUUUGCCAAGAACUUCGUGGCCUUUGAGGUGCUGAGGGAGGAGGAGUUCUCUCCUCUGAAGAACGCGGACUCCGCCGACAGGGACACGCCCACCACAGCUCGGCGGGCGCUGCUCGCUCAGCACUACCGCUGGGCCCUGCGGGCUGGGGCCCACUUCCUAGACACUCGGGGGACCCGGCUUCCCGAGCUGCCCAGCCUGCCCUGCGACUCGGACCCGCCAGCCAUCUGUGAGAUCUCGCCCUUGGUGUCCUGCUUUGGGGAGGGUCUGGAGCUGUACCUGCAAGGCCGAGAAUUCCAGUCCCCCUUCGUCUUGGACGAGGACCGGGCCAGGGCGCUGCAGACCUGAGCCGCUCCCGGACCAGCCACGCCAGGGCCCGACUCCGCAGGGGAGGAAGCUGCCGGCUCCUGGCCAGCGCACACUGGCCACACGUCUGGGCGGGAUUCCCUCAUUUCUAGAGCUGCCUCGGCUGCCCCUCCCUCUGCGGGGGCCUCCCCAAGCACUAUGGGGACCAACAGCGGGGGUCUCCUGUGGAGGCUGAUGAAUCCAGGACCGAACCAGUGUGGAGGACGUCUCUGGCCCAGGCUGGGGGAGCUGCUGGCCCUGGUUUCCUGCCCUGGCCCAGCAUCCACUUCCUUCUCCUCUGGGAACAGCACAGCAGCUCCCACCUCUCCCAGCCCAGCGGCACCCUGCUGGGAACUCACCGGAGAGCCUAUCAGCGCCCCUAAACCCAGGCAGCCUUCCGCCUGUCUCCAACCAGACUUCCACUAAGCAGGCGCCUGGGCGCCCCGCUGUGGGCUGCAGGCUAUGCCCAGCUGAGGCCAGAAGUGCGUGCCCGCCCAGGUCCCCUCUGCAGAGUCCUGUGAACGAGGGGCCUUUUCACAGCCACCUCAGGCCCACAGAGGGCCCGGGCAAGCAGGCGAGGUGGGAGGUGCAGCCCACGUGGCCACUGCCCCACGAGACAGCCCCGUGGAGCUGAUGGAGUCUUUGCUUUUUAAACCACUUUAUUUCCGUGUAAUUACACUCUCACGUGAGGUCUCCAGCACAGCGCUGAGUUUGUGUGCCCUCUGGGGCUUCCCUCACACGCCGGCCCCCAACAGUGCCCAUGGUCACUCCCCAGGCAGGUCUACCCUCAGGCCGCCGCUGCUGGCCCCCCCUCAUCCCCGCCCCAGACUGGAAAGAUGGGCCCCAUCCCUGCCACUAGGGAAACUGGAAAGAUGGGCAAGCCCUGAAAUUUAAUACAUCGGGGGCCAGGUAACUGCUGUGAGCAAUAUACCCGAAGCAGGUGUGUGCCAACACUGCCCCUGGGCCAGAGCUCAGGGCCCUAGGGAGCCGGAUCCUCAGUCUUAGUUCUCUGAGGCAACCUAGAGGGUGCCUAGGGGAGGACCCAGAACCUGCUCCUUGAGCCGGCUCUGGGGUGGGGGGCGCACCCUCACCUAUCAACCUGGUGUCAGCCUGCAGUGUCUCCGGGUGCCACCGCCUCCCUGGUGACCGGGGGGCAUCUCCUGGGAAUACCAGCAGAGCCCUUGGAGGUGACCGUAGAGGGGAAGCGGGAGGCCUCCAGACACCCAGAAAUGCCACAGUUGGAGCUGCAGGAAGCACUGGGAUUGCCAGUGGGGGAAAUGGGAGCGCACCGGGGUGGGUGUGACUUGGGGUUCAUGGGGACAGCACGGGGGGGCUUAGCAUUCUCAGUGCCACCCCAGAGCAUCGAAGUUGUUACAAGGACCAACACAGCUGACCACACAGUGCUGUGAAGAGUCGAGGGGUCACCCCCACCCCCAGCUUUGGAUUUUGCACUCCUGGCCACUCAGGCAAGGUUCUGCCUGAAGUUCACCCACUCGCAGCACGUUCGCGGGGGGCAGGCACCUCCCCUGGGGACCGCGCGUCCAGGUGCCCCUGGAUGGCACCCCACAGUGCCCGGGACCAAACGCUUCAGGCUGCAGACCAAGUCGGGCCCAUGACCCCUCUGCACCCGACUCCGACGCCCUUCCGGGGCCUGACCACCGUGCGAGCAGGUGACCCGCGGCCCAGACCCCACCGCGGCCCGCCCCGUUCCCUGCAGGCCCCACGCGGGUAGAAGAGGAGGGCGU